Messenger RNA from Orycteropus afer afer, 1176 nucleotides. It is a transcript of the gene NAP1L4, whose product is annotated as nucleosome assembly protein 1 like 4. Gene Ontology annotation, cellular component: nucleus; chromatin. Gene Ontology annotation, biological process: nucleosome assembly. Gene Ontology annotation, molecular function: histone binding; chromatin binding. Lineage: Eukaryota; Metazoa; Chordata; Mammalia; Tubulidentata; Orycteropodidae. The record is from RefSeq and is a predicted model, not a curated record.
GGGAUAAAGCCUUCAGAUGGCAGAUAACAGUUCUUCAGACGGAGUUCCUUCUGAUUCCUUGGAAGCUGCUAAAAAUGCCAAUAACAAAGAGAAGCUCACAGAUCAGGUGAUGCAGAACCCUCAAGUUUUGGCAGCUUUGCAGGAACGACUUGAAAAUGUUGCUCACACGCCAUCGAGCUACAUUGAGACUUUACCCAAGGCAGUGAAGAGAAGAGUUAAUGCCUUGAAACAGCUCCAGGUGAGAUGCGCCCACAUAGAAGCCAAGUUCUAUGAGGAAGUUCACGACUUGGAAAGAAAAUACGCAGCUUUAUACCAACCUCUCUUUGACAAGAGGAGAGAGUUCAUCACUGGCGACGUUGAGCCGACAGACGCAGAAGCAGAAUGGCACAGUGAAAACGAAGAGGAGGAUAAGUUGGCUGGAGAUGUGAAAAAUAAAGUAGUCAUAGCAGAAAAAGAAGCAGCAACAGCAGAAGAGCCAAAUCCCAAAGGAAUUCCGGAGUUCUGGUUCACCAUCUUCAGAAACGUAGACAUGCUGAGUGAGUUAGUACAGGAGUAUGAUGAACCAAUCUUGAAGCACCUGCAGGAUAUUAAAGUGAGGUUCUCGGACCCUGGACAGCCUAUGUCUUUUGUAUUAGAAUUCCACUUUGAACCCAAUGACUACUUCACCAAUUCAGUCCUGACAAAAACGUACAAGAUGAAGUCUGAGCCCGAUAAAGCUGAUCCCUUUUCCUUCGAAGGCCCUGAGAUUGUCGACUGUGACGGGUGCACUAUUGACUGGAAGAAAGGAAAAAACGUCACAGUCAAAACAAUCAAGAAAAAGCAGAAGCACAAGGGCCGGGGCACUGUUAGGACCAUUACCAAGCAGGUGCCCAAUGACUCCUUCUUCAACUUCUUCAGCCCCCUGAAAGCUUCUGGGGAAGGAGAAUCACUGGACGACGAUUCUGACUUCACCCUCGCCUCCGACUUUGAGAUCGGCCACUUCUUCCGUGAGAGGAUAGUUCCCCGAGCGGUGCUGUACUUCACCGGGGAGGCCAUCGAAGAUGAUGACAACUUUGAAGAAGGCGAGGAGGGAGAAGAGGAGGAAUUAGAAGGUGAUGAGGAAGGAGAAGAAGAAGAAGAUGCCGAGAUGAACCCCAAGGUGUAAUUUUUGUCUGUUAGUCAUUCAUGCGUUUCUAG